This is a messenger RNA of Stegostoma tigrinum, 1151 nucleotides long. RefSeq names its product MRG/MORF4L binding protein (gene mrgbp). The record is from RefSeq and is a predicted model, not a curated record. Gene Ontology annotation, cellular component: nucleus; NuA4 histone acetyltransferase complex. The transcript has 5 exons. NCBI's taxonomy places the organism in Eukaryota, Metazoa, Chordata, Chondrichthyes, Orectolobiformes, Stegostomatidae. Gene Ontology annotation, biological process: regulation of transcription by RNA polymerase II. Bases 108 to 674 code for a protein of 188 amino acids.
UGCGGAGUGGGCGGGGCCGGGGCGCUCGGAGGCGGGGCAGAGUGGCGAGUUUUCCGUUGCGGGUAGGCCUCAGGCUUCAGCCCUUGAGUGCGGCCCGGUGCCCGGUCAUGGCCGAAGUGCAGGCGUCGCCCUUGGAGAAGGAGCGGGAGGAGGAGGCGGUCUCCUGGAGUCCGGAGGUGGAGGUCUGCCUUUUCCACGCGAUGUUGGGCCACAAGCCCGUUGGAGUGAAUCGGCACUUCCACAUGAUCUGUAUUCGGGACAAAUUCAGCCAGAAUAUCGGGCGUCAAGUCUCCUCAAAAAUUGUUUGGGAACAUUUGAAUGUCAUGUAUGACAUGCAAGCACUGCAUGAAUCUGAAAUCCUCCCUUUCCCAAAUGGUGAGCGGAAUUUUGUUCUACCUGAAGACAUUAUUCACGAAGUAAAAGAAGGGAAGAGUGGAACGGAGGAAGAACUGAAGGACGAGCACAAAGAGGAGUUGCUGGAGCAGCCACCUGCUGAGGAGGGUAACAUGAAGAUGGUGGAGAAGCCAGCGGUGAAGGAGAAGAUGCUGGUAGCCGGUGAGCCGGGGACUAAGGAGGUGAUCGACAAGCGGAAAAGGAACCGAGCCACUGUGAACCUUCUGAGUGUGAGCAGUAACCCCUCCAGCCCCAGCGGAGCCAAACGCAGGCGUAUUUAAUCAUGCCAGUUACCAUCUCAACAGAUGUGUGUCAAGGAGCCAUGGUUGUUACUUAUGGAAAAAUCAACAUAUUGGUUCUCUGGAGUGAGUAGAGAGGGGUUGAGACUCCAACUCACUUGAGGUGACUGUAUAAACAGCACACAAUGAACUGCCCUCAGGAUGCAAAGACUUGACUUUCAUCAUCCUCUUAGGUUGAGUUGUCAUUCUCAGCAUGUGAUGUUAACAGGAGGUCUGAGUGACAUUUUAAUCCAGUCUGAUAGCGGCCUUUCCAAGGUCUGUGAUGUUGAACUAGGAAUUAAUUUGUUCUGAACUGUUUAGCACCUUUCCGGUUCAGAAUUUUCUAAACCGUGUUCACAACUUUUGUGCAGUACAAACUUACGUUUUGGUCUUAUCCUGUUCAUUCAUUAUUCCGAGUCAUGUUAUAUUUUGUGGAUCCUUUUUCAAGACAGUUCACAUUAAAACCAGAUUGAAAAUGUA